AUGAAGCUGGUGCUAGAGCACCUACAACCGGCCAAUGUGCCACUUGUCGGCUUCUCUGGGAACGUUGUUAGACCGGAGGGAAGAAUCACCCUACCAAUCACGGUAGGAACAACACGGCAGGUGACGAGGAUGACUGAGUUUCUGGUUGUGAAGAUCGGCUCCCCUUACAACGCCAUCGUUGGUCGGCCGACCCUUAACGCACUUAAGGCAUUCAUCUCCUCAAACCACCUCACCCUCAAGUUCUCCACUAAACGCGGCAUCGGAGUUGUUCGUGGGGACCAACAGAUGACCCGACAUUGUUAUGUGGCAGCACUGAAGGGCAAGAACAAGGAAACUUUACCGUUAGAGGGCCUCAACCUUAGGGACGAACCAGCGAGCCGAGGCCAAUUGGCCGAGGACCUCGUCUCGGUACCCCUAGACGAGGACGAGCCCGAGAAGACGAUACGCGUUGGGUCCAACUUUCCUCUAGAUAGCCUUUUUGAAUUGGUAAGUUUCCUCAAAGAUAAUGCCAAAGUCUUUGCUUGGUCUACUACUGACAUGCCUAGAAUUGACCCUUCGGCCAUUACUCACAGAUUGAGCGUGGGCCCGAGCUCUAGGCCAAUUCAGCAGAAAAAGAGGAAUUUUGCACCAGAAUGUUGGAAAGCCAUCAGCGAGGAAGUUGACAAGCUACUUGACAUCGGCUUCAUCCAAGAGAUCAAGAUGCACCCCGAGGGCAAGGAGAAGACUUCAUUCAUCACGAGCAUGGCACUUACCGCUAUAAGGUCAAUGCCCUUCGGCCUCAAAAACGCCAAAGCCACCUACCAAUGGCUUGUGAACAUGGUUUUCAAGCGCAAAAUGGGGAGAAACGUUGAAGCCUACGUGGAUGAUAUGGUUGUGAAGAGCCUGAAGGCCGACCAACACACCUUGGACCUAGCUGAGACCUUUUCCACCUUGCGGAAGUACAACAUGAAGCUUAAUCCCAGCAAGUGUGCCUUUAGCGUCACUUCAGGCAAAUUUUUGGGCUUUGUUACACAAUAG
Messenger RNA from Nelumbo nucifera (sacred lotus), 1017 nucleotides. RefSeq lists its product as uncharacterized. NCBI's taxonomy places the organism in Eukaryota, Viridiplantae, Streptophyta, Magnoliopsida, Proteales, Nelumbonaceae. The record is from RefSeq and is a predicted model, not a curated record.